AACAUCUGGGGCUCCCAGGGGUUGUCACCCACUACAUGUAAAGCUUUUUUUUUUUUUUUUUUUUUAAGGGCCCGGUGGUGAGUGCCUAUAAUUCUAGUACUUGGAGGGUAGAGGCAAGACAAGCAGGAGUUCAAGGUUAUCCUCAGGCACGUGGAGAGAUGAGGCUAGCCUGAGCUACUUAAGACUCUCUCAAAAAGAAGCAAGCAAGCCAACAAACCCAGAGAAACCAACGACCACCCCAACUCUGAAACCCACCAAUGUAGCAGGAGUCAGGACACUAAUCUUGUUUGUAUGUUCAUGUGUAUGGCGACCAGGGGACAACCUCAGGUGUCUUCUUCUGGUGCUGUCACCUUUUAUUCUGGAGACAGGGUCUCUCACUGGCCUGGAACUCAUCAGAUGGAGUGGGCUGUGACCAGUGAGCCUCAGGGAACUGUUGGUCUUCACCUCAAUGCUGGGACUGUAUACACCUCUCGCACACCAGACUUUUCCUGAGUGAAUUCUGGAGUCUGCACUUGGGUCCUAACGUUUGCAACUCAAGCACACAGGACACAGGACACUAAUUUUACCUCUGUCCACGUUGGUCAUGUGACCUUGGCAAAGUCUCCUGUCAGCUUUGAGCUGCCUCAAAAAAAAUUUUUUUUUAAUAGUGUAGAUGAUAGCUAAACUUCUUUGGACCCCAGAGUCUUCAUUUGUAAGAAUAGGUAUUUACCUAUUUCUUGGGAUUAUAUGAGCUAAUGCAGUACUCCAUAUCUGCACAGUUCGGAGGUGUCUGCGACUCCUUUUCUGUCAAUGUUACUGUGUCCUGGGGACAAUGCCUCUAUUGAGGGGCGCAGGUGUGGUGUGCAAAGUGUGAAUGGAUGUGGGGGGAGGAGACCUUAUCCACAGGAGUUAGCCAAGCAAAAGAAGAUGGGCAGCCGACUACAGGUUGUAGUCAAAGGCCCCUCCAGUCUUGGGGAAGACUGUGGGAAGAUAUCCACUCUACAGAGCUUAGGGUCAGUUUCUGGCAAGGCAGGCCAUUUUGCAUCCUAGAAGGGUAAGGUUCAUCCUAGAGAAGGUGGGAUCCCGUUUCUGAAUCCGCUCCAUCCCUUCCCAGCCAGGCGACCUUGGGGCAGUCACUUUUCUUCUCCGGGGCCUCCUCUGCAAAAUGGGGCUCCUCGUUCCAUUUCGCACUUUGGGCAUCUGAGGACGACGUGUCGACAUAAUGCCCAUGGCUGGCGACGUCAAGGGCCGGCGAGUGGCAUCUGUUAUGUUAAUAAGUCCUUGAGGCGGGCGGGUUCCUAACUGUCGGUUUGUGCUCUGGCUUAGCGGUUCCCUCCGCAGCGCCUCGGUUUUUCCGCUCCGCCGCCUCUCGACGCUUGCUUGGCAGGUCUCGACGGACCGCGGCCUCGGGUGCCGUUACUAUUGUUCUUCGAGGCUGAGCUCUCUCCCUACAGACGUGCCCUUCGGUCUCUCCCUCAGCUCCGCACCGCGCCGCGGAGAUCCUCAGCCGUCCCGGAUCACCGAUCUUUCCCGAGAAAGAGUGUCAGCUCCUGCGGCGUUCCCGAACAGCGGCCGAAGGCGCUCCCGAGCGCUCCCGAAGAAGCCCGGCCGCUCGCGGUCUCCGGAAAUAGCCGAGAGAGCUUGCCACCCUCGGUCUGCCGAGUCCUUCCGAAAAGGGCCGAAAAGCUCCGAGCGGCCGUCCUGCCGGACUGCUGGAGGCGGCCGCAGCGCCAUGUUGGAUGCUCUGCUCGUUGAGUGAAGAAAAUCCGUCCGCAUCGCCCGAGCCCCGCUACCGAGAAGGGCGCCGCUUCCCCCGGGGAGGGGGACAGAGACCCCCCGCCGCCGGCCCAUGAGGAUAUUGCCGUGAAAGGUCCGGUCUCUCCGCCUCCUGCCCCUGCCGGGUCCGGCCCCCCCCUCCCCGGGGUCGCGUUGUCACGGAGACCGGCAGCCGGUGGUGCUGGCCCGCGGGGCGGCUGCUGCUGCCCGCGGCGGCGGCGGCGGAGGCGGCGGCGGCGGAGGGCGUGUGUGACCGGUCCCGGCCCCCUCCUCCUCCUCCUCCCAGCCUCCCCCCGGCCCCCCGCUCCCGCCGCCUCCCCGGGUCUGCCCCCAUCCCGCCCCUCCGCUGCCCCCGGCCCCUGCACCCCGGCGCGCCCGGUCCCGCUCUGGGGGGGUUGGUGGCUUCGCUUUGCCAUGAGUUUACCGCAGAAACCGGCUCUGAAAUCAGGCUCAGCGGCUGCAGCAGGAACCGGACCCGGCACCGGAGCGGCGGCGGCGGCGGCGGUACCGCCUCCUCAUCCGGCGGCAGCGGCGGCGGCGGCGGCAGUAGCGGCAGCGGCGGCCCCUCCUCACCCGAACAUCAGGGCCCUCCAGACCCCGGCGCCCCAACAGAUUCCACGAGGACCGGUGCAGCAGCCUUUGGAGGAUCGGCUCUUCCCACCUACGGUCUCUGCAGUCUAUAGCACGGUAACACAAGUAGCGAGACAGCCAGGACCCCCCACCCCUGCCCCUUACUCAGCACAUGAAAUAAGCAAGGGGCUCCCCAGUCUUGCGGCCACGCCCCCGGGACAUGCAUCGUCCCCUGGACUCUCUCAAACCCCUUAUCCCUCUGGACAGAAUGCAGGUCCAGCCACAUUGGUCUAUCCUCAAGCCCCUCAGACAAUGAACUCACAACCUCAGGCCCGGUCUCCGCCCGGCAGAACAGUGCCAAUACAUUGCACAGACACCCGGAAGAGGAGGAAGGUUUUGGAACAGAGCCCCGUUUACAGGUCCUUGGCUGGAAGAGGCUGGAUAAAAUACUACAUUUUUUUCCAGAGGCCUCAAAUCCAGCCUCCCCGAGCUGCCAUCCCAAACAGCAGUCCUUCCAUCCGUCCCGGUGUGCAGACCCCCACCGCCGUGUAUCAGGCCAACCAGCACAUCAUGAUGGUUAACCAUCUGCCCAUGCCGUACCCCGUGACCCAGGGGCAUCAGUACUGCAUACCACAGUACCGCCACAGCGGCCCUCCGUACGUGGGGCCCCCACAGCAGUAUCCAGUUCAGCCGCCUGGGCCGGGGCCUUUUUAUCCUGGACCAGGACCUGGGGACUUCGCUAAUGCUUAUGGAACGCCUUUUUACCCAAGUCAGCCAGUGUAUCAGUCAGCACCUAUCAUAGUGCCUACGCAGCAGCAGCCCCCUCCAGCCAAGAGAGAGAAAAAAACUAUAAGAAUUCGAGAUCCAAAUCAGGGAGGUAAAGACAUAACAGAGGAGAUUAUGUCUGGAGGUGGCAGCAGAAAUCCCACUCCACCUAUAGGAAGACCCGCAUCCACUCCCACUCCUCCUCAGCAGCUGCCCAGCCAGGUCCCUGAGCACAGCCCUGUGGUAUAUGGGACUGUGGAGAGCGCUCAUCUUGCUGCCAGCACCCCUGUCACUGCAGCUAGCGACCAGAAGCAAGAAGAAAAGCCAAAACCAGAUCCAGUGUUCCAGUCUCCUUCGACGGUCCUUAGGCUCGUACUCAGUGGGGAGAAGAAAGAGCAAGCAGGCCAGAUGCCUGAGACUGCUGCAGGAGAGCCCACCCCAGAGCCUCCUCGGACUUCAUCACCCACCAGCCUUCCUCCACUUGCCCGGAGUUCACUUCCUUCCCCCAUGUCCGCUGCCCUUAGCAGCCAGCCACUGUUCACUGCUGAGGACAAGUGUGAACUUCCUUCCUCCAAAGAAGAAGAUGCACCUCCUGUCCCCAGCCCCACGUCUUGCACAGCAGCCUCAGGCCCUUCACUAACAGAUAACAGUGAUAUAUGCAAGAAACCCUGUAGCGUAGCGCCUCAUGAUAGUCAGCUAAUUUCUAGUACUAUCCUAAUUAAUGAAAUGAAUGGAGUUGGAGAAAAAUUAUCAGCCAAGGAGAACACUGUGGGCAUGCUGAGACAGGAAGUGCUGCCAUUGACUCUCGAGUUAGAGAUUCUGGAACAUCCACAGGAAGAAUUGAAAGUGGAAUGUACGCCGACUCCCAUUGCCCCGUCCAUGCUGCCUGCCUUCUCCCCAGCUCCUCCGACUCCCCCCACUUCUCCUCCUUGUCCUCCGGUUGUCCUCUCUGCCGCCAUUGCUCGUUCUCCCGCUGUUGCCACUGAGGUCCAGAGAGUCGCCGACGAGGGAGAAAGCCUGAGAACUUGCCUUAGCAAGGAUGCAAAGGAGAUGCAGGACAAAGCAGAGUCAGAAUCAGAUGGGCAAGCAGAAGAGACUGCGGAUCCCCAGAGCCUACAUUCAGGAAGGAGCCCCGCCCCAGUGCAAACAGCUACCACUGCGCCAAAGUCCUGGAAGAAAACAAAAGAGCAGACCCGAACCCCAGAUGAAGUGUUAGAAGCAGAGGCAGAGCCUAAAGCCGAAGAAGAGCUUGCAGUUGACAGUGUCCUUGAGCCUGAGCAAGAGAAGAUGAGCCAAGGGUUUCCGUCUGAGAGAGACCCCUCUGCCCUGAAGAGAGGGAAAGCUGAGGAAGGAAACGGAGAAGAGGCUGAGCCUGUGCGAAAUGGCGCUGAGAGUGCUUCUGAGGGGGAAGGGGGAGAUGGCAACUCAGGCUCUGCUGACAGCUCUGCUGAUGGGCUCACCUUCCCGUUUAAAGCAGAGUCCUGGAAGCCUGCAGAUACAGAAGGCAAGAAGCAGUAUGACCGGGAGUUCCUACUGGACAUCCAGUUUAUGCCCGCCUGUAUCCAAAAACCAGAAGGCCUGCCUCCCAUCAGCGACGUGGUCCUUGACAAGAUCAACCAGCCCAGAUUGUCAAUGCGGACCCUGGAUCCUCGCAUUUUGCCUCGAGGACCUGACUUCACCCCAGCCUUUGCAGACUUUCCAAGGCAAACGCCUGGUGGAAGAGGUGUGCCUCUGUUGAAUGUUGGACCUCGGAGGUCUCAACCUGGCCAGAGAAGGGAGCCCAGAAAGAUAAUCACUGUCUCCGUAAAAGAAGAUGUGCACUUGAGAAAGGCGGAGAAUGCCUGGAAGCCGAGCCAGAAACGGGACAGCCACGCCGAUGACCCCGAAAGCAUUAAAACUCAGGAACUUUUCAGAAAAGUUCGAAGUAUCUUGAAUAAACUGACACCACAGAUGUUCAACCAGCUGAUGAAGCAAGUGUCGGCUCUUACGGUGGACACGGAGGAGCGGCUAAAAGGGGUCAUCGACCUUGUCUUUGAGAAGGCUAUCGAUGAGCCCAGCUUCUCUGUGGCGUACGCAAACAUGUGUCGGUGCCUAGUAACGCUGAAGGUGCCCAUGGCAGACAAGCCUGGCAACACAGUGAAUUUCCGGAAGCUGCUGCUUAACCGCUGCCAGAAGGAGUUCGAGAAAGACAAAGCAGAUGAUGACGUCUUUGAGAAGAAGCAGAAAGAACUGGAAGCUGCCAGCGCUCCAGAGGAGAGGACAAGGCUUCACGACGAACUGGAAGAAGCCAAGGACAAAGCCCGGCGGAGAUCCAUCGGCAACAUCAAGUUCAUUGGAGAACUCUUUAAACUGAAAAUGCUGACGGAGGCCAUCAUGCAUGACUGUGUGGUGAAGCUCCUGAAGAACCACGAUGAAGAGUCCCUGGAGUGCCUGUGUCGCCUGCUCACCACCAUCGGCAAAGACCUGGACUUUGAGAAAGCAAAGCCACGCAUGGACCAGUACUUUAACCAGAUGGAGAAAAUCGUCAAAGAAAGAAAAACUUCCUCCAGAAUUCGGUUCAUGCUUCAGGAUGUAAUCGACCUCAGACUGUGUAAUUGGGUGUCCCGAAGAGCAGAUCAGGGGCCAAAAACUAUCGAGCAGAUUCACAAAGAGGCCAAAAUAGAAGAACAAGAGGAGCAGAGGAAAGUCCAGCAGCUGAUGACCAAGGAGAAGAGGAGACCAGGCGUCCAAAGAGUGGAUGAAGGUGGAUGGAAUACUGUACAAGGGGCCAAGAACAGUCGUGUACUGGACCCCUCCAAAUUUUUGAAAAUUACUAAACCCACCAUUGAUGAGAAGAUUCAGCUGGUUCCUAAGGCACAGCUGGGCAGCUGGGGCAAAGGCAGCAGCGGGGGAGCAAAGGCAAGUGAGUCCGAUGCCUUACGGUCAAGUGCUUCCAGUUUAAAUAGAUUCUCUCCUCUGCAACCUCCAGCACCUUCAGGGUCCCCGUCGGCCACACCCUUAGAGUUUGAUUCCCGAAGGGCGUUAACCAGUCGUGGGAGCAUGGGCAGGGAGAAGAGCGACAAGCCAAUUCCAGCUGGAACAGCCCGUCCCAACACGUUCCUGAGGGGCAGCAGCAAAGACCUGCUGGACAACCAGUCCCAGGAAGAGCAGCGCAGAGAGAUGUUGGAGACCGUGAAACAGCUGACAGGAGGCCUGGAUGCUGAGCGGGCCAGCACUGAGGCCGACCGAAGCAAAACGAGGGAGCUAGCAAAAUCGGAAAUGUGUGCAGUGCCAGCCCCUGACAAGCCUGCACUGUCAGAAGAGGAAGUGGAGAGGAAGUCCAAGUCUAUCAUUGACGAAUUCUUACACAUCAAUGACUUUAAGGAGGCCACGCAGUGCAUAGAGGAGCUGAGCGCCCAGGGCCCACUGCAUGUGUUCGUGAAGGUGGGUGUGGAGUUCACCCUGGAACGGAGCCAGAUCACCAGGGACCACAUGGGCCACUUACUGUAUCAGCUGGUGCAGUCAGAAAAACUCAGCAAGCAGGACUUUUUCAAAGGUUUUUCUGAAACCUUGGAGUUGGCAGAUGACAUGGCCAUUGAUAUUCCCCAUAUUUGGUUGUACCUGGCUGAACUGGUCACCCCCAUGUUAAAAGGAGGGGGGAUUUCCAUGAGAGAACUUAUUGUGGAAUUCAGCAAGCCAUUACUUCCUGUUGGCAGAGCUGGGGUCCUGCUUUCUGAAAUCCUACACCUUCUAUGCAGACAAAUGAGCCAUAAGAAAGUAGGCGCCCUGUGGAGGGAGGCUGACCUCAGCUGGAAGGACUUUUUACCGGAAGGGGAAGAUGUCCAUCAUUUUCUCUUGGAGCAGAAGUUGGACUUCACGGAAUCCGAAGGGCCCUGCUCCUCUGAGGCACUGUCAAAGAAGGAGCUGUCUGCCGAGGAGCUGUCUCAGCGCCUGGAAAAGCUCAUCAUGGAGGAGAAAGCGGAUGACGAGCGGAUCUUUGACUGGGUGGAGGCUAAUCUCGACGAAAGCCAGAUGAGUUCGCCUACAUUCCUUAGAGCUUUAAUGACAGCCGUUUGCAAAGCAGCUAUCAUAGCUGACUGUUCUACCUUCAGAGUGGACACUGCUGUGAUCAAGCAGAGAGUGCCGAUCUUACUCAAGUACCUAGACUCAGACACGGAGAAGGAACUACAAGCACUUUAUGCACUACAAGCAUCCAUAGUAAAACUUGACCAACCUGCCAACUUGCUCCGGAUGUUUUUUGAUUGCCUGUAUGACGAGGAGGUGAUAUCAGAGGAUGCCUUCUACAAAUGGGAGAGCAGCAAGGACCCCGCUGAGCAAGCUGGGAAGGGCGUGGCCCUCAAGUCUGUCACGGCCUUUUUCACGUGGCUUCGAGAAGCAGAAGAGGAGUCCGAGGAUAACUAAUACUUCAAAUACACAAACGAAACAAAAGAAACAAUUUAAGUAUUUUUUUAAAAAGUUUCACGUCUUCGCCAAUCACAGUGCAGCAAGGCCAACUCUCGCAGAAACCCCACGUGUGCGCGAGUGGGAGAGGGGACAGGAAUCAGGUGAUCAUGGAGGAUAAAGGUCCUGGAACAAGGAAACAGCAAACCCGAGGGCGGGCGCUCCAAAACCAAAAUACAUGUACUAUUUAUAGAAAAUAUUUUCUGUUUUAAUCUUUUCUUUUUAAACGAGGACUCAUACUUUAAAAAAAAAAAUAAAAAAAAAAACACAUUUAGCAAAAAAAAAAAAAAGAAAAAAGAAAAAAAAGAAAAAGAAAAAAAAAACAGUUGAACUUUAAUUUAUUUUAAGGACUGCAAAUGCCAGUGUAAUUUUUUUAAUUUGCAGUUUCUGUAAACAACUUGUAUAAUAGAAAAGCAGAGAAAUAAAUUUCCCUUCCCUUCAGAUGCACCGCACAUUUGUGUUAAGGCAUAGCUGUUAGUCCCGAUUUGAGAAGGUUUGGGGUGAACGAGGUAAGAAAGAUCUUUUUUCCCUUCCCCGGCCCUUUUCUUGCUCCACUCCCAGCCCUAUCUUCAGAUCUUUCUGCCUCUCAGCUUGCUUCAGAAAAUUUAAAAAUCACACUAGUAAUCAAAACAUACAUAACCUUGGAACAGAAGGAAGUACUGUGGACCAGAAAAAUCCAAGAAUUGUUCAAAAAAAGUGCUACCCUGGAAAAUACCCUUAAUACCGUUGAAAUCGUUAGAGUAACUUUAAGGCUUGUAAAUACAUAGAACAAAUAUUUAAAAACAUAAAAAAGGAAUUGACUCAAUACUAUUUCUUUUCACUUUCAAAAUAUAAGGAACAAAAUAAAGACGAGCAUUGCAAGUUUAAAA
Mus musculus (house mouse) is the source of this 8399-nucleotide messenger RNA. RefSeq names its product eukaryotic translation initiation factor 4 gamma, 3 (gene Eif4g3). Gene Ontology annotation, cellular component: cytoplasm. Bases 2170 to 7491 code for a protein of 1773 amino acids. Gene Ontology annotation, molecular function: RNA binding. NCBI's taxonomy places the organism in Eukaryota, Metazoa, Chordata, Mammalia, Rodentia, Muridae. The record is from RefSeq and is a predicted model, not a curated record. The transcript has 34 exons.